GUCGAUACCAGAACCAGUCUCAUUCAGUUAUUAGGAGACAGGCAUUUAAUCGAGCACCGAUAUAAUGCCAGCCUGCAAACGACCUCUAGUUUAGCUACUUAACUUUAACUUUGCAACCACUAAACUCAAUGCAGUUGUGUCUGCGGUGGCCGUGGCAAACAUUUGCAUGACAAAUAAUUAAAGGGUAAGGUUUAGAUUGAAAAUGAUUAGAUUUGCAUCUGGAAGACUCAUCAUUUCUGUGGUUCCAGUAUGGAGAUGUCUUCAGCAGAUAACCAGAGCACCAAACUACACAACAAAAGCUCAGCUGCUGCUUCACUCUCGAGCCUCCUCAGUGUUAACGCCAUCCAGAUCCAGACUGACUCCCACCAACAGGCUGUUGAGCAUCAGGCGCGUGAGCUGGCCCGCCUCACGUCUCUGCCACGGGGAUUCACGAGGCGCCUCAGAGAGAGGCGACAGCAAAGAGGGUUUCAGUUUGAUGGCCCUCGCCCAGGCUCCCAAACCAGCUCUCUACCUCGGUGUCUCUGGGCUCAUCCCUUUCCUGUCUGCCCCUCUGCUGAUGGCUGCCACGCAGUCCUUCUACCCUGAACUUGCAUAUGCUCAAGUGGUCUACGGAGCCUGUAUAGUCUCUUUCCUCGGAGGUGCCCGCUGGGGGUUUGCCCUCCCUGCCGGUAGUCCUGCUCAGCCUGACUGGAUGAACUUGGGCAACAGUGUGGUGCCUUCACUUCUGGCCUGGCUAGCGCUACUCUGCAGGGAUAAUAUCACAGAAGGAGCCCUGGUUGUUAUGAUGGGACUGGGUCUCUCUCUGCACUACGACCUGACCCUGCUGCCUGGCUACCCCUCCUGGUUCAAAGCCAUGCGGACUCUCCUCACUCUGGUUGCCACCUUCUCGCUGGUGGCUACCCUGACAAUUAAAAAAUUCUGCACCGAGAAGAAGAUCAAAGAGAUUCAGAACUGAUUUAAGGGGACAGUUUGUACUUUGAGCUACAUGGACUCAAUAAAAAAUGACAAAUUAA
Molecule: messenger RNA, 1013 nt
Organism: Sebastes umbrosus (honeycomb rockfish)
Lineage: Eukaryota; Metazoa; Chordata; Actinopteri; Perciformes; Sebastidae
Product: transmembrane protein 69-like
Exons: 3
Coding region: 203-955 (250 amino acids)
Source: RefSeq, a predicted model, not a curated record